Myotis davidii is the source of this 511-nucleotide messenger RNA. It is a transcript of the gene RIMOC1, whose product is annotated as chromosome unknown open reading frame, human C5orf51. Gene Ontology annotation, biological process: mitophagy. The record is from RefSeq and is a predicted model, not a curated record. Lineage: Eukaryota; Metazoa; Chordata; Mammalia; Chiroptera; Vespertilionidae. The annotation marks the transcript as partial. The transcript is spliced from 5 exons.
UGUAAAAAUCACUUUUUAAUUCGGGCCUCUGCAGCUCUAGAAAAAUUGAAACUCUUGUGUGGAGAAGAAAAAAAGUGUUCAAAUCCAUCGAAUCUACUAGAACUUUACACACAGGCUAUUUUGGACAUGACAUAUUUUGAGGAGAACAAGCUAGUAGAUGAAGAUUUCCCUGAAGACUCUUCCCAGAAAGUGAAAGAGUUGAUCACUUUUCUUUCAGAACCAGAAAUUUUAGUUAAAGAAAAUAAUAUGUACCCAAAACACUGCGAUUUACUUGGGGACGAACUCUUGGAAUGUCUCUCUUGGCGACGAGGAGCCCUACUUUAUAUGUAUUGUCAUUCUCUGACCAAAAGGAGAGAGUGGCUCACGAGGAAGUCUGGUUUGCUUAAAGAGGAAUAUUCAGUGACAUUCACUUGCUGGCUAUGAUGUACAGUGGAGAAAUGUGUUACUGGGGAUUGAAACAUUGUGCCGAUCAGCAGCCAGAAAACCAGGGCGUGGACGCAGGUGUUUCUGG